AUUUCCAAUGAAAUUAGAGCAACAAUCAUAGACCAUGUUCUGGUUCAUGGAAUGAGUAUGAGGGAAGCAGGACUACGUGUUCAACCAAAUAUAAGCCGGUUCUCUGUGGCCUCCAUUGUCAGGACAUUCAGUGAAGAGAACAGACUGGAAAGACUGCCACAUGCCGGUCGAAGGAGAGGUAUGUUCUCCCAACAGCAGGAGACCAUUAUUGUCAAUAUGGUCCUUCAAAAUAAUCUCAUUCAUCUGCGUGAAAUACAACAGCGAGUUGAGGAAGACCACGUGAAUUUUGAAGGAAUCAACAGUAUGAGUCUCUCCACAAUUGACCGUGUCCUGAAACGCAACCUGAUAAGUCUCAAACAAGCCUACAGAGUACCAUUUGAGAGAAAUUCUGAAAGGGUAAAAGAGCUACGAUAUCAAUAUGUACAAAGAAUGUUUCAACUGGAUUCCAUGGAGAGGCCUCAUGAGUGCAUCUUCUUGGAUGAAGCUGGCUUCAAUCUCUCCAAGAGGAGAAGGAGAGGCUGCAACAUUAUUGGUCAACGUGCCAUUGUAGAGUUGCCAGGGCAGCGUGGUGGCAACGUGACCAUAUGUGCUGCCAUCAGCAGCUACGGGGUUAUUCACCAUGUAACUCUAGGGCCUUACAACACUGCCCAUCUUCUAACGUUUCUGUAUGCUCUACAGGAAGUACUACUCAGACGUGAACAGAGAGGUGAUGAGCAGGCAGAGUAUCCCAUGUAUGUGGUAAUCUGGGACAAUGAACUUUCACCGUGGUCCUAGAAUUCGUGAGUGGUUUGAAAAUAACCCACGUUUUAUAAAUGUGUGCCUCCCACCAUACUCUCCCUUCCUUAAUCCAUUGAAGAAUUUUUUUUUUUUCUGCAUGGAGGUGGAAGGUCUAUGACAGAAAUCAUUAUGCACAGGAAAAUCUCAUUCAGUCAAUGGAUGCAGCAUGUGACAACCUUGGAGUGGAAGCGAUUAAAGGUUGAUUCGGCAUGCUAAAGGAUUUGUUCCCCGUUGUUUAGCAAGGGACAGGAUUGCCUGUGAUGUUGAUGAGGUCCUGUGGCCUGACCAUGCCCAGAGGCGUGCGUGCGUGCGUGCGUGUGAGAAACAUCGCAUUCAAUUCAGACAAAAAUAUCUAUUGAAGGAAACUGCUUAUUUUUGUUCCUUCUUUGAUUUUGUGUGAAGUCAUUAAAAUUCAAAGUGUAAAUAUAAGUUUGUCAUUUCUGUAUUGGCGUUUGUUGCUUGUGUUUUUACUGUGUUCUGAGUGACAGUGUGUGUUUCGAUGAGGAUUGUUCAAAAUGUUUCAGUGUACUGAGUCUGUUUUGAGGUGUGUGUGUGUGUGAAGAGUUGGGUUGUUUGGAAUGAGUUUUGCAGCUGGUGUGAACUGUUUAGCUCAGUUGGCAAAGCAGACUGUGGUAAGAGUGUUGUAAAUGUGGCUUCAGUUGUGACCAGUGUCGUUUAGCAAUUGAAAAAAACUAACAGCAGCAGUGAAAUGUGUUAGUGAUAAAACUGCAGUAGAAAAAAAGACUUAAGUCUGCUGCAGAGUUCAGUAUGUCCUUUGAUAUGUCAGAGGAAUAGCAAAUUAAGGAAAUGUAGUCUCAUGAAAUACAUAAGACAUGAAUGCAGAAGGUGUUUUG
Molecule: messenger RNA, 1631 nt
Organism: Perca fluviatilis (European perch)
Lineage: Eukaryota; Metazoa; Chordata; Actinopteri; Perciformes; Percidae
Exons: 3
Coding region: 52-774 (240 amino acids)
Molecular function (GO): nucleic acid binding
Source: RefSeq, a predicted model, not a curated record